CUUCCUCAUUUUAUCUUCACAACCACUCUGUGAAGCAUAGUGACAUGAAUCCAGGUCUCCUCCUCCAACACUCUCAACAUUCCACCAAAGUCAGAGGUCUGACCAAAUUCAGCUUAUUCCCAGUUGAGGAAUUUGCCUUCAGGGCAGGAAGGAAUACGUCACAGGCAAGGAGGUGGUUAAGAAAGUCAGUCUACCUUUUUAAACUUCAGACACAAAGGAAUAGGUGUUGUGAGCAGCUACUUGUGAGCUUCCCGGCAGGCAUAUCCAUCAACUGGCUACCAGCUAAGCAUGGAAGAAGGGAGCGGCACCUUAAAGGAAGGCUUUCUUGUUAAAAAGGGGCACGUUGUCCACAACUGGAAAGCAAGAUGGUUUGUUCUCCUCCAAGACAGGCUGCUCUAUUAUAAAGUUGUGGGAGGAAAGAAGGAGUCUUCUCCAAAGGGCAGAAUUCUUCUUGAUGGCUGCAUUAUUACCUGCCCUUGUUUGGAGUAUGAGAACAGGCCGUUGGUCAUUAAACUGAGAACAAAAACCAACACAGAAUAUUUCCUUGACUCUUCCUCCCGAGAAGAGCGUGACUCUUGGGCUUUGGAUAUAACUGGUGCCAUUCAUGCUGGCAAUCCGGGGCAAGUCCAACAGCUUCAGCGCAUGAAAAAUUCUUUCAAACUGCCAUCAAAUAUCAGUCUGAGUCUCAUUGUAGAGAAAAUGCAUGACAACAGCAAUGGAAUUAAGUUGACACCCAACACAGGACAAGGCAGCACGUAUAAGGAAAGUUUUACAGGUUCUGUUUUGGUAGACUGGCUGAUUUCCAAUAAAUUUGCAGCCUCCAGGCUAGAGGCAGUCACACUGGCCUCUAUGCUGAUGGAAGAAAAUUUCAUCAAGCCUGUGGGAGCCCGAAGUGUUGAAGCCAUGAGGAAUGGUGAUCUAGUUGAGCAAUUUUUAGACGAUUCUACUGCAUUGUAUCUAUUUGCUGAAAGCUAUAAAAAAAGAGUCAGCUCCAAAGAAGAGCUUCAUCUUAACAUUCUUGAAUUGAGUGGCACAAUUGUAAAACAAGGCUUUUUAACAAAACAGGGGCACAAAAGAAAAAACUGGAAGGUGAGGCGGUUCGUCCUGAGGGCUGAUCCUGCUUUCUUACAUUAUUAUGACCCCACCAAGGAAGAUAACAGGCCAGUUGGUGGGUUUUCUCUCCGUGGCUGUCUUAUUUCAGCACUAGAAGAUAAUGGAGUUCCAGCAGGAGUGAAAGGAAAUGUGCAGGGCAAUCUCUUCAAAAUCAUCACAAAGAAUGACAUCCACUACUACAUACAGGCCAGUUGUAAGGCAGAGAGGGCUCAAUGGAUUGAGGCUAUCAAACAACAGACAUAAGAAUUGUGAGAAUGUCUAGGACACGGAAAACUCAUGCUUCAGUGCAGCAGAAUUGUUUUAACUCUAGCACGAAGCCUACAUCUGACUAAUCUGCUUAUCAUGAAGCAGGAAAGCAUAUAACACUCUUCAUCUGACAAUUUGUACAUUCUGAUGAUGCACCUAUUUUCAUCUAUUCUUCUAUGUAGUCGAAGAUCUCUACAUAUUGUCAUCUCAAAGUCAGUCUGGAAUUCUGGAUACAGUAUUUCACCAGGUACAUUCACCUGAAUAAAGAUAAACUGAAUGACACGGAGAACUGUGUCAUAAUUAUAACCAAGAAUGGGGACAACCCAUCUAAAGGCAAAUCAGCUCUCUUCUACAUGGAUCUAUUCAACUCUCCAGGGUAUAUGGAUCCACAAGGGUAUAUGGUUGUGGUUUAUAUAUAGAUUUUGUAUUUGCCACCAUGUAAUUCUUAGCUUGUAGUUGUAAGUUCUGAUUGUUUAAUAUUACACACUUUUAAUGUUUUUGUAUGAACCAUUUUGAGAAUGGUCCUGUUGAAAUACAAGGUAUAAAAAAAGAUACCGUAUUUUUCCGUGUAUAAGACUAUACUUUUGUCUAAA
Molecule: messenger RNA, 1952 nt
Organism: Pogona vitticeps (central bearded dragon)
Lineage: Eukaryota; Metazoa; Chordata; Lepidosauria; Squamata; Agamidae
Gene: PLEK2
Product: pleckstrin 2
Biological process (GO): intracellular signal transduction; actin cytoskeleton organization
Cellular component (GO): plasma membrane
Source: RefSeq, a predicted model, not a curated record